AUGAAUGCUUCUACUGCGACGGGCGUACAAUCUCACAAGGGCGACGCCGCCAUCUCGAGGAAGAGGAAGAUUCACAGAAAAUCGCGGCUCGGAUGUCGGAAUUGUAAACUUCGACGCAUCAAGUGCGACGAACAGCGGCCCAUGUGUGAGAAAUGCGUCAGCUUCGGUGUAACUUGUAACUAUAACGCACUCGUCCCGGACCUUCAGCCGAGUGCAAAUGUCACACAUACGCUCGCCAACGACCAAACAAGCGACGAACGCCUCGUCUCAACAUGUUUCUCGGCCAAUAGACAUAUGCUGAGUAUGGUGAACAUGUACCUGAAUGUAGACAUCGAGAGCGACGCCGCGCUUCAGAGAGACUUGACUAGCAGCGACAUGGACCGUUUGAACAGAUUCCAAAGCAGGACCAUCACAACGAUGGGGACCAAGUCGACCGCUCGCCAUUACCGCAAAGAGAUGAUACACUUGGCCUUCAAUAAUCGAUACCUUAUGCAUCUGGUUCAGUCCAUGACCGCCUUACAUGACCGGUUCCUCGCUGGCAAGGCGAUUGCGAAACAGACGCCGGACGAGAACUACCACAUGGCCCAGGGACUGAGGGGUGUCCAGGCUAAACUCAGUCAUCCCCUCAAAGCGGAAGAUAGGGAUGCUUUGUUCGUAUCUGCGUCUCUGAUUGGAGUCAUUACCUUCUUCUACAUCGAAGCAGAGUCCAUGGGUGAUGUCUGGCCGCUUGCCGAUGGUGACUUGUCGUGGGUGAGUCUCAGUGACGGCAAGAGAGCGAUCUGGAGGGCGACCAAUCCUCUGCGCGCCGACAGCGUAUGGCGACCGAUUGCCGAAUUCUACGAACGCGACUUUAUGUCUGGACAGCAGGUUACCCCUGCACAGGUGUUGUCGCCCUUCGACCAUCUCUGUAGUGAGAGGGACGACUCGAUCGACGCUCUCACCAACCCAUACCACAAAACAGCAAAGUAUCUCAUUUCGUUGCUGGGCUUGGAGAUGAACGAUGCCACCUGGAUCAGAUUUCUGGCUUUCAUCUGUCAUGUCGAUCCUCCCUUCAAGCAAUUACUUGAAGCCAAAGACCCGUGGGCUUUGUUGAUGCUGGCAUACUGGUUCAUGAAGAUAUGUCGAGGCGCAUGGUGGGCGUCAACACGAGCUGUGGUUCAAGGACAAGCAAUCUGUCUGUAUUUAGAGCGCCACCAUGCCGACGACCAAGACUUACAAAAGGCCAUUCCUCUAGCAAAGAAGGAACUGGAAUCGGCCCAGAAAGAAGGCUGGGCAGGGCUCGAGGAUGUCUUGUUAUUUGGACCCGAAUACGUACAACAUGUCAAGCCGGCAGGCUUACUUUGA
Messenger RNA from Exophiala spinifera, 1344 nucleotides. RefSeq lists its product as uncharacterized. Gene Ontology annotation, molecular function: DNA-binding transcription activator activity, RNA polymerase II-specific; zinc ion binding. The coding region runs from base 1 to 1344 and encodes 447 amino acids. Lineage: Eukaryota; Fungi; Ascomycota; Eurotiomycetes; Chaetothyriales; Herpotrichiellaceae. The transcript has a single exon. The record is from RefSeq and is a predicted model, not a curated record. Gene Ontology annotation, biological process: regulation of transcription by RNA polymerase II.